AUGUUGAGCGUUCGCGCUCGUCUCACUGCGGAUCCCAUGAUUGGUGUUGGCGACCUAGUUGAACCCCUGAAAAACUACCUCGAAUCAGAGAAAGAUGACAAUGCCAUGAAGCUCCUUCAACCUCCAGCCACCGCUUCUUGGAAGUCCGGGUUGUGCACUACCAAGAAAAUCAACUACUCCAGCAAGAAAGACGACGAUUUUGUAGAGAAGUUGGAUGACUAUGUUCGUAUGGGCUUGAGCCACCUCCGCCAAUUGAAGCAAGAUCCAAAAAAGAAAGAGCAAGCCUUUCGCAAGUGUGACAAAGAACAGCAACAGGCACUGGAGGAUGUCCUGGCCCUGGUGAAUGUUGAGGCAAUUCCGCAGGCAGAGUCACAACUCCUUGCAUUCCAUGCUCAAGGAGACAGCCAAGGAUCGAAUGAGGCCCCACUUUCCCCAAAGCGGCUACGGGUUGAGAUUGAAGACAAGGGCGCGCGCAGGAAAAGCACAUCAGAGAACGAAGCCAUUUUUGACAACGUUUUGAAGGGGGGAGACAGUGAAGGUGAAGGUGAUGAUGAAAUCCCAAUCACAAUCUUGAAGAAGAACAAGGCCAAGGCUGAGGAGGACGCCGCCCCUUCCACUCAAAGCGAUUCGCCACAGAGAGGCAACAUGUUCUCCUUGGCUAUGAACAAAACAGAGAAGGCAUUGCUGAAAUCUGCUUUGGAAGCUGACCCCAUUGCCAGAGAUGGCAAGUCCCAGAACCAGAGAUUGAAUCAGAACGCACCAAAAAAGGCCAAGGCCAAAGGCAAAGGCGGCAAAAAGGCUGCUGCAAAGGCAAAGGCAUCCGCAGCAAAGGCAGGUAGCAAGCGCAGCCAAACUUCAAAGGUGAAGAAUGCCAAGGAACCAAAACAGACCAUCCCUGAAGAAAAGGAGUCAUUCCCAGAGGAUGAGGAGGAAUUGAUUAACAUGAUCCCUGAGGGCACCCUUGAGAUGGCCAUGGAGAAGGCGAAGGAGUGGGACAAGGAAGGUGUGGCCAGAGGUGUGAGACGAACGAGAACCACAAGCAAAGCGUACCAUGCGUGUGAAGUUCAACUCCAGAAGCAGGGCAUGACCAAAGGUGAAGCGCAAGCAGUGGGCAGAGUGGCGGGUCGAUUGGUUGGAGCGAUGUUUGACAAAGAUUGGCCUCUGGCAAAGGGGAAAGGAAAGGCCAAGGCAAAGGUCAUGUCAGGAAAGCCUGCGACCAGUCCUUCCACAGCCAAGGCUGCGCCCAAGGGCAAUGUCAAGAAGCAGAAGCAGGAACGCAGUGAGGAUCGUGAGAUGAACAUGGAGGCGAAGAAAGAGCCUGAGGAUAUUGACUAG
Molecule: messenger RNA, 1335 nt
Organism: Durusdinium trenchii
Lineage: Eukaryota; Dinophyceae; Suessiales; Symbiodiniaceae
Source: the annotation of a GenBank genome assembly